GUUUAUUCAUGAGGCCGCCAGGCUAGCAUCUUCGUACUACCGAGAGAAGGAAUGGCAUUUUCCAAAACAAAGGCAAGUCGCCUUAAAUGCACGGAUUUUAGUCGAAAAGGUGAAAUAGAUCAGUUUAUAAUUAGCCUUGUGGAAAUCAUCAAUAACCAUGACAGUUAUUUCACGACAAGUUCUUGUUCUGGACGGAUAAUCUUGUUUUCAGAGAGUCUUGAUGAAUAUAGUGUUAGGAAAAAAGGUUGUCGGUGGCUCUUUGUGUCUCAUGAAUCGGCUUCAACUGCAGACAUUAUUUCAGCUCUAGAUCUAGAAGAAACAAAGGGAGAGGCUGUUUUCAAGUUUGAGCCAUUCGUUCUUCAUGUCCAAUGUGAAACAACAGAACAUGCCAGAAAGAUGCAUCAAGCAGCAGUGGCAUCUGGCUUCAGAAAUUCAGGAAUCACAAUUGGAAAUGGAGGAAAGAUUAUGGCAGCAAUCCGCAGUACUCAUGGUUUGGAGGUGCCUCUCACAAAGGAAGGUAGACUGCUAGUUUCUGAGGAUUACAUAGACUUUAUUGUUAGCCUUGCCAACUCAAAGAUGAAGGAAAACUUCAACAGGAUCGAGAAAUUCCAAGAUACCCUCCAAGCCAUGUUCAGAGAGGAAAAGCAAAACGAAGCUGAUCCCAAUUCAAGGAAAAACAAACAUGGAAGAAGAUUAAAUGAGCGUCAUCCAGUCAAACACAAACUCACCCAGACAGAUACCAGUGACACUGAGAAAGACUUGGAUGUUAGUCAGAGUGAUGUUUAUGAGAAUACCAAGAGCUUUACAAACAAGGAAUGUUAUAGUAUAGACUCAAGGAACACUGGGGAUAGUGAAAGUGACUGCAAUGUAAUGACAGACCUGCAGGGUUUUGCUUUCCUCUUUAAGGAUUCAGACGAGAAAACAUGACGAUGAAGAAGACCUCAAGUGUAUGCAGGGGAAACAGAUUCCGUACGUGUUCAGAAUAUUAUGUAUGUUUUUAAAGCUAAAGUUUCAGUAUUAUGCCACAUGAUCUUUAUGGCCAGUAAUAUUCCGGUGUGCACCCGAUAAACACAUUUAAUUAUUAUUUAUUCCCCAACCAAGUUUCGCAAUAAAAAAAGUGAAUUUGAUUGUUUGGAUUUUUCAAAAUCAUUUUUUAUUUUAUCAAUUUUUUUAUUAAAUUUUUAACAUUGGAGGUAAUUCAUAUUUCAGUUUCAAUGGAAAUGCAUAACAUAUAUUUUUCAAUUAUACUAUGUUUGAAACUAAUGCUUGUUUUUGUAUCAGGUAAUUCAAAUAUCCUAAAAGCACCUAAAUUACUUUUUCAAAGUAUGUCAAGUGUAGCAUUCAAAUGUAUUUGUUAUAAUAAAUCAACAAACAAUAAAUGUGAAAACUUGA
Strongylocentrotus purpuratus (purple sea urchin) is the source of this 1392-nucleotide messenger RNA. It is a transcript of the gene tyw3, whose product is annotated as tRNA wybutosine-synthesizing protein 3 homolog. Gene Ontology annotation, molecular function: tRNA methyltransferase activity. The record is from RefSeq and is a predicted model, not a curated record. Gene Ontology annotation, biological process: tRNA methylation. The coding region runs from base 52 to 927 and encodes 291 amino acids. The transcript is spliced from 6 exons. Gene Ontology annotation, cellular component: cytoplasm. Lineage: Eukaryota; Metazoa; Echinodermata; Echinoidea; Camarodonta; Strongylocentrotidae.